UAGACUUCAAGAUUAAAACUGUUGAAUUACAAGGAAAGAAGAUCAAGCUACAGAUAUGGGACACAGCGGGGCAGGAACGAUUUCACACCAUCACCACCUCCUAUUACAGAGGUGCCAUGGGGAUCAUGCUAGUAUAUGACAUCACCAAUGCCAAGAGCUUUGAAAACAUCAGCAAGUGGCUCAGAAACAUAGAUGAGCAUGCCAAUGAAGAUGUGGAGAGGAUGCUGUUAGGAAACAAGUGUGACAUGGAAGAUAAAAGAGUUGUCCCUAAAGCAAAAGGCGAACAGAUUGCUAGGGAGCACGGUAUUAGGUUUUACGAAACUAGUGCAAAAGCAAAUAUAAACAUUGAGAAGGCAUUCCUCACAUUAGCAGAAGACAUUCUUCAAAAGACCCCUGUAAAAGAGCCCAACAGUGAAAAUGUAGAUAUCAGCAGUGGAGGUGGGGUGACAGGCUGGAAGAGCAAGUGUUGCUGAACGUUCUCCUAUAUCACCAAUCGCCAUCCACCGCCCCUUUUUUCUCGCUGCGAAACAAACCACUCUGCCCGUUUUUAACCUUAAACCAAUGUUUAGUUCCUCAUCUUAACAAGUUCCUGUCUCCCUUUGUUUUUCCGUUUAGGAGAGCUUGCAUACUAUAAUUUUCUCAACAACACGUGUAGGAAAAUCAUCUCCGUGACUUCAUUUUUUUUUUUUUUCAUGUACCUGCUCAACUUACCACUACGUUUUGGUUGUAUUAUAGUCCCGUUCCUCCUGACAUUAAAACAUAGAGCAAUCAUAUUCAACUCUAUCCUGCAAAUUGUAUAAGAAUAAAAGUUAGAGUUAACAAUUUAUUUUGUACAACAGUGGAAUCUUCUGUCAUGGAUAAUGUGCUUGAGUCACCAUGUUCCCUAGAUGCAUCAGCAAAAGAGCCAGGAAAACACUCAUUUUCGCCUUGAGUAUGUGAAUGGGGUUUAUUUUGUCCUGUGCCUUAUGUGGAAAGGAACUUUUGUUU
This is a messenger RNA of Pelecanus crispus (Dalmatian pelican), 987 nucleotides long. The record is from RefSeq and is a predicted model, not a curated record. NCBI's taxonomy places the organism in Eukaryota, Metazoa, Chordata, Aves, Pelecaniformes, Pelecanidae.